AUGUUCUGCAUCCAAUUCGACGCAGCUGGCAUCUACCUCGUCGGCACAGCAGCCGAACAAUUCCAUGUCCCAUUCGAAGAGCUGAUAUCAUUCGCCGGAGGCAUCAUUGGUCUCCUCGAGUACGGCAUCACAUGGAAAGUACUCAUAGGAGUGCUAGGCCGAGCACGGCAUCGACUAUGGCAUCGGCCAGAAAUAUCCCUUGACCAACGACUUCCACUUUGGAUCGAUAACUCGGGGCCUAUACUAUAUGAGGUCCGCUACGGAGAAGAUUCUAUUUUGGUUCGAAUUCAGAGCUUGGAGUCAUCUCGGUUCGGAAGGGCAAUCAAGGAGCACUGGGAUGGAGGCAUGAUGAGGCCUAGCAAUUUUUGGGUCACGAGGAUGGUGUUUGAGGCUUUCUUUGUUGGGCUCUGGCGGAAUGUGCGGCGUUUGAAGCUCCGCAAGUUCUGA
Messenger RNA from Penicillium atrosanguineum, 447 nucleotides. Its product is annotated as Endo-1-3(4)-beta-glucanase. Bases 1 to 447 code for a protein of 148 amino acids. The transcript has a single exon. NCBI's taxonomy places the organism in Eukaryota, Fungi, Ascomycota, Eurotiomycetes, Eurotiales, Aspergillaceae. The record is from RefSeq and is a predicted model, not a curated record.